AUGGUGCCGCUUUUAUAUUAUGAUGGAAAAGUUCAAAAUCCUGCAAGGAAGGGUAGGAAAGAUAAAAACAAAAUGAAAAAAUCUGGGUUUAAUAAUCUCAUGGAAGUGAGGAAGUAUGAGAAUUCAGUCAUGGAAGAUUCCUCGUUGUCUGCUGUUUCUCAAAAUGAGGCACCAGAUUCUGGUCGAGCAUCUGACAAUUCAACCACCCUGAAUGCCACAGAUGAUAAUAAAAUUGGUAAUAAUAUCCUUGCAUCAAAUUCCGGUCUUCCUUGUUCCGUUAAUGGGCCUACUAGGGAGGACAAUGCCACCCAAAGCAUUCAAGGAGAUUAUGUUAAUGGUUCUAGUGAAAGUUUCUGUAAUAUAGGUUCAGAGUGUUAUAAUUUAUCAAAUGAUAUGAUUGAAAAGCAAACAAUAUCUUUAAGAUUAGAGACCUUAAAUUGUAAUGUACCUUCUGCUGUGCCUGCAUUGGGGCUUGAUAAUGUUUUGAGCAAUGAAGAUAGCAAUUUCCAGAAUUGUGAAAAUAGAAGUGAAUGUGAUGUAAAAUCAACUUUCCCUGACAAACCAAUCCGAGCUUUUGACAUAAAAGAUGAAUCUGUUCUGGUUAGGGAGCAAGAGAGUGUAAAUGCAUUUGAUACAGGACCCUCCAAUUCUUCAGAGCACCCACCAAAUGAGUGGCCCAAUGUUACUCCUGUUUAUUUUCCAUCUGUUAGUUCACAUCUCCCAGCUGCCACUGAUCGAUUGCAUCUGGAUGUUGGUCGGAACUGGCAUAAUCACUUCCAGCAAUCCUUCAUACCCACAAUGCAUCAUGCAAGAAACUCUCCAAUUGAAGGCGGGUGUAAGCCAAUUCUGUCUCGACCAUUGUCAAUGAGUUUAGAUUGGCCUCCAGUGGUUCGAAGUACUUGUGGACUGGCUCCCUCGGUAACCUAUAAUUAUGAUUCUGGAUUUAUCUCAAGGCGGCAGUCUACUUUCCCACAAAGUUUAAACGCUCACAGUGUGCAGCUUAAUGCUCCUACCACUGAUGAUGAAAGGAAGUAUUCUGGGGACUUCACAGAUUCACCCGAUCUAACAAAUGCACAGGAACUAGCAGAUGAAUGUGACAGCCACUGGAUAUCAGAGGAAGAAGUUGAGGUGCAUGCUGUUUCCGGGAUAGAUUAUAAUCAAUACUUUGGUGGUGGUGUGAUGUACUGGAAUCCUUCUGAUCUCCCAGGGACGGGUUUUUCUCGACCUCCUUCCCUUAGUUCUGAUGAUAGCUCAUGGGCUUGGCGUGAUGCUGACAUGAUUAGGGCUGUUGAUGACAUGGUUGCAUAUUCUUCUUCAUAUAGUACUAAUGGUUUGACUUCACCUACUGCUGCUUCAUUCAGUUCUUUUGAUCCUUUGGGGCCUGGACACCAGCCUCUUGGUUAUGUAAUUCCAGGAAAUGAAAUACCUGGCAAGAUGUUGCAUUCCUCAUCAACAUUGGCAGAUGCGGGGGCUGAAGAGGACAGUUCUGGAUCUUUGCCAAAUUUACCUAGUGAUGUUGAAGGGAAGACAGGAGAUUCCCUUCCUUAUCCUAUUUUGCCACCAAUCGUCGUUCCAAAUUGGUCGAGGGGAUCAAGAGAUUUUAAGCGUAGUCAUGAUCACAAAAGCCCUUGUGUUCCUUCUACGAGGCGGGAGCACCCUCGGAUAAAGCGGCCACCGUCACCUGUAGUGCUUUGUGUUCCAAGGGCUCCACGUCCACCACCGCCUUCCCCUGUGAGUGACUCCAGAAAACUAAGGGGUUUUCCAACUGUUAGAUCUGGCAGUUCCAGCCCUAGGCAAUGGGGUGUGAGAGGUUGGUACAAUGAUGGAAAUAACUUGGAGGAUGCUUGUUUGCGUAUGGAUGGUGCUGAAGUUGUUUGGCCUUCUUGGAGAAACAAUAAUCUGUCAGCUCGUCCAAUGAUUCAGCCUCUACCUGCAGCUUUGCUGCAGGAUCGGUUGAUUGCUAAGCUAGCUCGUGAUCAGGAACAUCCAGACGUUGCAAUCCCUCUGCAACCACCAGAGUUACAAAGCUGUCCUUCAUGGAAGACCUCAAUUUCUUUGAUGCACAGCCUCCUCCGUGAUGAGAUUGACUCAUUCUGCAAGCAGGUUGCUGCAGCAAAUAUGGCCAGGAAGCCCUACAUAAAUUGGGCAGUCAAGCGAGUUACACGAUCUCUCCAAGUCCUAUGGCCCAGGUCUCAAACACACAUAUUUGGUUCAAAUUCAACAGGUUUGUCCCUUCCAACAAGUGAUGUGGACCUUGUGGUUUGUCUCCCUCCAGUGAGAAACCUGGAACCCAUUAAAGAAGCUGGGAUAUUGGAGGGUCGUAAUGGUAUCAAAGAAACAUGCCUUCAGCAUGCAGCUAGGUAUCUUGCCAACCAGGAGUGGGUAAAAAAUGAUUCCCUUAAGACUGUGGAAAAUACAGCUAUACCUAUUAUUAAGCUUGUGGUCGAAGUACCUCACGAUCUCAUUACCUCUUCUGCCUCUAAUGUACAAUCACCUAAGGAGGAGACAACUCACAUGAAUGGUGAACAAGGCAAUAAUGUUUAUUCUGAUACGGUUGUUCUAGAAGAUUCCGCUCUGCCAAAAUGUGCACAGAUAGAUUGUGAUACUACCAAUGAUUCAAAAUCAGUUUGUCUUGACAUCAGUUUUAAGUCACCAUCACAUACAGGAUUGCAAACUACAAAGCUGGUUAAGGAGCUGACUGAACAAUUUCUAGCGGCUACACCCCUUGCUUUGGUACUGAAACAGUUCUUGGCAGAUCGUAGCCUGGACCAGUCAUAUUCUGGGGGUUUAAGUUCCCAC
Molecule: messenger RNA, 2799 nt
Organism: Quercus lobata
Lineage: Eukaryota; Viridiplantae; Streptophyta; Magnoliopsida; Fagales; Fagaceae
Exons: 7
Biological process (GO): polyadenylation-dependent ncRNA catabolic process; RNA 3'-end processing
Cellular component (GO): nucleolus; TRAMP complex
Molecular function (GO): poly(A) RNA polymerase activity; mRNA binding
Source: RefSeq, a predicted model, not a curated record